AGAAAAUAAUUUUAAAAAAAAUUUUAGUAUUUGAUUUUUAAAUUGAAAGUUUUUUUUGGAUCCUCUUUGUCAUAGAGCCAAAGAUGGAGAUUUCACUGAGCAAGAAGCAGACGAUACCAAUGGAAGAUUUCCAAUCAAGAUUAAACGAUUAUAACACAUACUACAAGGGAUGUUUGGAGCAGUUACGACAAAGAAAAACUAACACUGAAGAAAUAGUUAUCGAUGGAUUUAUCAAUAUUUACUGGGGACUAAGAACAGCCAUCCGCUUGCAGGUUGCCGAUGACAAUGUAAAAAUUCGACCUCAAACUGUUGUUGGAUCGGAAAGAUUGAAUGAACCGUUAGAUAAACCACCGGACACUGAAGCUGAAGCAGAUGCUUCCAAUUUAAAUGGUGCCAUGGAAGGACUUGAUAUACAAAGUGGAAUAUGGGGACGGACACGACAAAGAAAUCUAGAAAGAAGAUCAAAAGUUAAACCAAAGUCUCCACCUCCUGAUGAAGGCUUGUCGCGUAUAAACAGCGUCGUGAUGCGAAAGAAGAAAGUUUCAAGAUACGUCGCACAUAGAGGCUCAAUAAAUGGGCACGCAUUUAACCACAAGACUUCUGUCUUCACUCCUGCAUUUGGUUCUGUAACGAAGGUUCGAAUCACGAGCAGAAGCAACGCCAAUGAUGUUAUCACCAAACUAAUGAAUAAGUUUAAAAUUUUAAACCCACCAACAGAUUUCUCGCUGUAUGUCAUCAAAGAAACACAAGAAAGAAGAGAGUUGUCAGCUGAUGAAUUCCCAUUAAUAACACGAGUAUUGGUUGGUCCUAAUGAACAACUUGGAAAGUUGUAUAUAAUUGAAAGGAAGAGACACCGAGAUAUAACUUCAGAGGUUGCACAAUACAUCAAACUAGAUAUUAACAUAUUGCAAGUGUUUUUGAAAAAGUUUAAUGAAGAGGAAGAAAAAGAAGUUGAACAAAUGAGAAAAAGAUUUGAGCUUUAUAAAAAGAUGUUACAAACUGAAAUGCAGCGUACCACUGAAGAGACCACCACAUAAAAUAAUUGUUAAUUUUCUAAAUUGAUUGUGAAUACUACAACAUAUUUUUAUAUGAUUGUUUGUAACAGUGUUAUUGAUAUUUUAAACCAAUAGUUUGUCAUAAUUUUUGUGAGAAUAAACAUUUGUGUAA
Ciona intestinalis (vase tunicate) is the source of this 1167-nucleotide messenger RNA. The record is from RefSeq and is a predicted model, not a curated record. Lineage: Eukaryota; Metazoa; Chordata; Ascidiacea; Phlebobranchia; Cionidae.